Colletotrichum karsti is the source of this 357-nucleotide messenger RNA. RefSeq lists its product as uncharacterized. Bases 1 to 357 code for a protein of 118 amino acids. NCBI's taxonomy places the organism in Eukaryota, Fungi, Ascomycota, Sordariomycetes, Glomerellales, Glomerellaceae. The transcript has a single exon. The record is from RefSeq and is a predicted model, not a curated record.
AUGUCGACUUACAUCAAACUCGCCGUCUUGGCUAUUGCAAGUCUGAGCAUGGCCAGCCCCAUGCCAGACCCAACCACAAAGGCAGUAGCCGGCGACUGCACCACCACUGUCACGCACCUGGAUCACGGAUUUACCGGCGACUUCAAGCCUACCAGUACCAUUACGCUCUACAACAGCACAGUCACUGUACCCAGUCCCACAGACUGCCAUGGUUGCAGUCAUGUUACUACGACGGAAGCGCGGGCACCGUUCUGGGGAGGUCAUGGACCUCAAGUUGAGAAGGUCGUCUAUGUUUACGCUUCAACGCCAACAACUAUCUCGACACCUGUUUGCGCAACGGCGACGAAAGCCGUCUAG